AUGCUGCCAAAGUUUACGUGUGUCCGAGAUUGGAAAAGAUACAUCGAACAACAAGUCGCUGAGAUGGAAAAGCAACACCAUCUUCUUGGUCGACGCAUUAUCAUGGUUCACGGGCUUCUAAUGGAAAUGCCGGAAGAAGAACAAAACUUCAACUACAAGCGAGAUGAUACAAGUGUAGGCUCAGAUUGGAGCAUUACUGGCGGCUUCAUGCCACAGCCCAAACCUGAGCCUGAAGAGAGCACCCACAAACGCUCAGCAGACAACAAAAGUAUGUUUUGCCUUUAAGUAUUAUAUGAGGAUAGAACCUGCUAAAAACUAAUAUAACCUAAAUUAUAAUAGUCUACUUAUUGUUACAUACCCUGAUUAUAACACUAAAUGUCUUGUCACUACUUACUUUGUUCUUAUAGUAUUUGACUUUGUUGACAUUUUAGAAGAUCCACCUCCAACUACAUCAUCCAGUUUUCAACCGGCCAUAACACCAAUCAAACAGGAAUCAAGGUCAAGCUCCAAUUGUGAAGAGUGUGUAAAGUUUCCUGACGAGACUUCAACAAUUGGGCUGCACGAACCCACUCCCCAAAGUCGAUCCGAAAAAAAAUCCACAGGUCUUGACACCAGAUGCGUUGGUAGCUCGAAUGCAACGUAAGUAGUUCUGUUUUUCUACGCAAUGAACUAUAUAAAGGAGUUAAAAAGUAGAGAACAGAUAACCCUGGAUGAGUAAGUCUAGAAGUUUAAGCCAAAGCCACAUCCUAAGCCUAAGCAUAGAAGCCUAAGCCUAGUAGCCUAUGCCAAGAAGUCCAAGCCUAGAAGCCUAAACCGCCUAGAAGCCUAAGCCUAUAGAAGCCUAAGCCAAGAAGUCUAUGCCAAGAAGUCUAAGCCUAGAAGUCUAAGCCUAGAAGUCUAAGCCUACAAGCCUAAGCCGCCUAGAAGCCUAAGCCUAGAAGCCUAACCCUAGGCGUCUACGCCUAAAAGCCUAAGCCAAGAAGCCUAUGCCAAGAAGUCUAAGCCAAGAAGUCUAAGCCUUGAAGUCUAAGCCUACAAGCCUAAGCAUAGAAGCCUAAGCCUAGAAGCCUAAGCCUAGAAGCCUAAGCAUAGAAGCCUAAGCCUAGAAGCCUAACAGAAUGCUUCCUUAAACCAAAAACAAAUUUUCCAAAAACUUAAAACCCUCUGUAGAUUAAAAAAACAUAAAAUCAAAAGUAAAAUAAAAAAUACUAUUAAAUUGUUAAAUCGACAGAAAAUUCUUACCAUUACAUUUUAGGGCGCAAUUUACACAGUCAAAGAGAGGCGGCGUGAUCGCAUUAUGCGAGGGAGCAAUAUAUUAUAGUCAAGGCAAUUGUUGGCAUGUUUGGGAACUGUCACGAAACCUUCGCGAAAUACAAAUGUAG
This is a messenger RNA of Bursaphelenchus okinawaensis, 1382 nucleotides long. Lineage: Eukaryota; Metazoa; Nematoda; Chromadorea; Rhabditida; Aphelenchoididae. The record is from the annotation of a GenBank genome assembly.